Messenger RNA from Nothobranchius furzeri (turquoise killifish), 645 nucleotides. The record is from RefSeq and is a predicted model, not a curated record. NCBI's taxonomy places the organism in Eukaryota, Metazoa, Chordata, Actinopteri, Cyprinodontiformes, Nothobranchiidae.
AUGGCGGUGCCAGCAGAGGGGGUUCAACCUUACCCCGGAAGUGAUAACUUUUAUCCAACCACGCCUCCAUCCACCAGCCGAACCGUCUUACAUUCAAAUCAGCCCAGCCAGACCGUCAGAUCACACACGAACGCGAAAGCUGUUCGUUACAGGAUCAUCACACCACAGACGAUCCUCGAAGCUGAGCAACGGCCGACAGCCUACGCACCCCCAAUAUCUCAGCCUCCACCACCUCCACCCCCUUCUCCUGCGCAGACGGAUGAACAACAUCUGACAGCCGCUUCAAUAUCUCAGCCCACACCUCCUCCUCCUCCUCCUCCUCCCCCUUCUCCUGCACAGGAUCAAUCCGACAGCGACUCUGAAACCGCUGACCGUGCUCCUGAGCAGCCAGCCCAUGAAGAGGAAGAGAACGCCCCACCUCCUGCACCCGUACAGAGUAAGUUAAAUAUUUAUAUAAAUAAUUUAUUAAAAGCUCGUUCAUUUUAUUUAUUUUUAUUUAUUUUUUCAUCAGAAAAACAUAUUAAGAAGAAGAAAAACAUCCGUCUUACACCACUUCAGCGGUUGAAUCGUAUGAAGUUGACAUACUUAUUGCUGCAAAUCAACUCCGGCCUGGUGGAAGUUGUCCAGCAAGUUCUGGCUUUGUAA